Messenger RNA from Stegastes partitus (bicolor damselfish), 2470 nucleotides. Its product is annotated as coagulation factor XIII A chain. The transcript is spliced from 12 exons. Gene Ontology annotation, biological process: peptide cross-linking; blood coagulation, fibrin clot formation. The record is from RefSeq and is a predicted model, not a curated record. Lineage: Eukaryota; Metazoa; Chordata; Actinopteri; Pomacentridae. The annotation marks the transcript as partial. Gene Ontology annotation, molecular function: protein-glutamine gamma-glutamyltransferase activity.
CCUCCUCCUCCUCCUCCAGGCUCCAACCCGUCGCCCAACAAGGGCUCCCUGGUGGUGGUGACCUUUGGGUCCCGGUCCGGAGGCCUGUGGUCCGGCCGGAUCGUGGAGAUGCAGGGUGAGUCGGUGCUGCUGGGCGUCACGCCGACGGCCACGGCCAUCGUGGGGAAGUACCGGACCUACGUGGCCAUCUCAGUGGGCAGCGGCAUGCAGCGGACCAAGAGGGACGCCGGCACCGACCUGUACCUGCUGUUCAACGCCUGGUGUCCAGAGGACCCGGUGUUUCUCCCGAAUGACUCGGAGCGGAUGGAGUACGUCCUGAACGACAUUGGCAUCAUCUACCAGGGCUCGAUCGGCGCCAUCGUUACCAGGAACUGGAACUACGGACAGUUCGAGCGAGGCAUCCUGGACGCCUGCAUCUACAUCCUGGACGCGUCUCGGAUGCCGAUCUACAACCGAGGCAACAUCAUCAAGCUGGUCAGGAAAGGAUCCGCCAUGAUCAACUCUCAGGACGAUAACGGCGUCCUGGUGGGGAACUGGAGCGACGACUACUCGAUGGGCGUGGCCCCGACGGCCUGGACCGGCAGCGUCGCCAUCCUGCAGCAGUACGCCAACACCGGGGUGCCGGUGUGCUUCGCCCAGUGCUGGGUGUACGCCGGAGUCUUCUGCACCUGUACGGGGACACACAACCGACACGCAACACACUGCACACCAGACAGGAAGCAGNGUUGUGUGUCUGUUCGCGUUGUGCGCUUGGCCGCUGCCCCCUGCUGGCGGUCGGAGGAGGUGCGGUCGGAGGGCCUCCGGGGGCCACGAGGGCCACGAGGGCCUCCAGGGCCUCUGGGGCCUCCACGGCCUUGGGGGCCUUUGGGGCCUCCGGGGCCUCUGGGGCCUCCGGGGCCUCCGGGGCCUAUGGGGCCUCGGGGGCCUCGGGGGCCUCCGGGGCCUCCGGGGCCUCCGGGGCCUCCGGGACUUCCUGUUCACGUCGACGAGUCGGUGAACAGCGACGUGGUUUUCCACAAGAGGGACCGCUACGGGACCAUGCAGGUGUUCAAGGUGGACAAGACCCACGUGGGCCAGGGCCUCUUCACCAAAGCUCCGGGCAGCAGCCAGAUGCUGGACGUCACGCACACCUACAAGCACCCCGAAGGCAGCGCGGCCGACAGCAGGACGAUGACCCGGGCGGAGGAAUACGGCUGUGAGAGGGACCACUCCGACGUACCGGACGGACAGCUGAACGCCGAAAUCACGUCUGAGCUGUGUCGCCUGGCCGAGGACGUCCAGCUGCUGGUGAUCCUGGAGAACGGCAGCGACUCCAACAAGACUGUCCACUGCCACCUGGAGGCGUCCGUCGUCUUCUACACCGGCGUGGAGGCCAACCACUUCAAGAACCUGGACUUCACGGUCGCCGUGGCAGCCAAACAGAAGAACACCGCGAAGGUGAAGAUCACGGCGGCGGAGUACAUGCCUCACCUGGGCACCCAGACCAGCCUGCACUUCCUCCUGAGCGGAUCGGCCGACGACCAGUCGGUGAGCGCCAUCAAGGUGAUCGAGCUGCAGAGCCCCGGCCUCACCCUGACGGUGACCGGCCAGCCUCAGGUCCAGCAGGAGAUGUUUGUGACGGUGGUCUUCGUCAACCCGCUGAACGAGCCUCUGCACCACGUCUUCAUCUACAUAGAGGGCGCCGGAGUCAUGAGCCUGAGACGCCGCUACUUCGCUAAAAUCGAGCCCCAGGCGACGGUCAGCUUCAUGGAGCAGUCCACCCCGCGGCUGCAAGGAACCCGGCGCAUCGUGGCGGUGCUGUACUGCAGAAAGCUGAGCCAGGUGCAUGGUUUCGUCGACAUCACCGUUGCCUGACCCGCCUCGCCGCACGCCACCUGUCUGAGUGGGCGGAGCCUGCAAGAAGCGCCACUUCCUGUUGUGAUGAUUCUUUUUUUUCCUUCUGUGAAAUCAGUUUGAAGCUUGAACUUGACGUUCUUUAAUCGAUUUAUUCCUCAGAUGUGGAGGUUUGCGUGUCGACGUUUUCCUCUUUAUAGAACGGAAACAAACAGAAACAGCUUAAGAUGAGAUUUAAAGACGUCAUUUGUUUCUGUUUUGUUCCAGUUUUAUUUUUUCAUACAGUUGUUUUCAAUCAAAGCAAAGCAAAAACUAAUUAGACAUGCCCAAAUCUUUUUAAAUCCAAAUUUGACAGAGCAUUUGGGUUGUUUUGUUUUUGACAAAAUAAGACUUCAAAAGUAAAUUCUGAGUUUGACAUCAGCUGCAACGGUGACAGAAUGAGUCGAUGUUAAAUGUUAAUCAAAUCAAUAGGAGUGGCCUGUGGGACACAAAAACACCUCCAAGUCUGUGGGAUAUAAAUCAGUUUAAUCCUUUAUUUCAGUCUCUCUGAAUGAAAACAAAUGUGAUUUUCUCUUUUUUUCUCUCUUCUAAUAAUGCUGAGCCCGACUAUUAACAAUAAAAGCAGAUUCAAAACCUC